This is a messenger RNA of Protopolystoma xenopodis, 324 nucleotides long. The record is from the annotation of a GenBank genome assembly. NCBI's taxonomy places the organism in Eukaryota, Metazoa, Platyhelminthes, Monogenea, Polystomatidea, Polystomatidae.
AUGCUCGGGUGCCGCUUCCGUCGGGUAGCAGAAGAUUUAGAGCUCGCAAUGGUCGGUGAAGACCUGUACGCGGUAGGCUGGUGUGAUGAAGCCAGGCGUGGUACGUGUUGGCGCACGUGCGGCAGGCUUCAGCCCGGAUUGGUAUUACGACGAGGGGAGACUGAAUGCGUCAGUAGUCAGCGGGCUGUGAUUCCACCGUCUGCCCGGAAGUUCGCAGACCGAGGAGCAGCGACUGCAGGAACACACAUUGUACUAGUUGCGAAUGGUUUCCUUGACCCUCUGUCGUGGACCCAGGGCCGUGGUCUCCGGAAGGGGUACAAGUGA